GUGCAGGGAAAGGGCUCUAUAUAUAGACACACACACGGCAAAGCUACUCACCAGAGCAUUCAGCUUCGAUCGGCAUUGCUAAUUUCAGCCGUUGCGAGCGAGAGAGCGAGCUCAGCAUAUAAGCACAACACGCUAUGUCGAUCCCAGUAAUUGCUUCCCUGUUGCUCCUCCUCCUCCUGGCUGCCUCCUCGUCAUCGCCGGCCGCCGCGGCGCGCCCCGGCGGCGGGCCGUACACGCACAUCCGCUUCUACAUGCACGAGACCGUCUCCGGCCGGGACGCCACGCUGCUGAGGUCCGUGCAGUCCCCGCUGGGCGGCGACUCCAUGUUCGGGUCGGUGAACGUGCUGGACAACGAGCUGCGCGACGGGCCGGACCGCUCCUGCUCCAGGCUCCUGGCCAGGCUCCAGGGCCUCUUCGUCGGGGCCGGGCUCGUGUCCCCGCCGGGCCUCAUGUCCUCGUUGAACGUGGUGUUCACGGCGGGCAAGCUCCGCGGGAGCACGCUUGCGCUGUUGGGCCCCGUGCUCGAUUUCGAGGCUCCGGUCGAGCGUGCUUUGGUGGGAGGCACCGGGGUUUUCAGGAUGGCGCGGGGUUACUCCAUUAUGACAUCAGUAGGGAACUACACCAUGUCUGGGGCCGUCGUCCUUGUUGACCGGAUCGAUCUGUUUGUGAAGAUACCUCGUUGGGCAACCAUCAUGGAGUCCCUUGAGGAGGACUCCUCGUCGGAGUCCCUCUUCGAGGACUAGCUAGGUUGACAUGUUUCGUGGAGAAUUGGAGAUGCAUCGAUCAUGCCAGUCUGAUUUCCAUUUAUGUCUUAUAUAUGUCGUGUAACCGUGUAUCGUAUAUCGAUCGGUAUAAGUUUACCGUGCGUGCAUGUCGUCGAGUGUUUAAGUGUUUUUGGAAUUUUUUUUAAUAAAGUGCAUGUUGCGUUUGUUUAA
Molecule: messenger RNA, 935 nt
Organism: Brachypodium distachyon (stiff brome)
Lineage: Eukaryota; Viridiplantae; Streptophyta; Magnoliopsida; Poales; Poaceae
Product: dirigent protein 21
Exons: 1
Coding region: 135-743 (202 amino acids)
Source: RefSeq, a predicted model, not a curated record